Molecule: messenger RNA, 1268 nt
Organism: Thalassophryne amazonica
Lineage: Eukaryota; Metazoa; Chordata; Actinopteri; Batrachoidiformes; Batrachoididae
Gene: ndufa4l2a
Product: NDUFA4 mitochondrial complex associated like 2a
Exons: 4
Coding region: 280-528 (82 amino acids)
Source: RefSeq, a predicted model, not a curated record
UCCUGAAACAUCUUGUGAAUACACACAUAAUUUAAACCUUAUUUUGUGAAGAUAAUCAGUUUCUGUCCAGCACAAUAUAAACAAAGGAUCAGCUGUAAUCAGAUGAAGAUGACCUCCUCCUCUUCCUCCUCUUCCUCCUCCUCCUGCUCCUCCUGCUCCUCCUCCCUCCUCAUGCAGACCGUGUAACAGGUUCAUGCACAGCUCAUCAGUUUGGUGAAUGCAGCUCUGAAACAAUUAUCUGUAAAUAAGUUUAUUUACUGUACACAAAGUGGAGUCAACAUGUUCUUUCGGUCAACAGUCAAAUACGCUAAGAAGCAUCCAGCACUCUUCUCUCAGUUCUUCUUCAUCUGUUUGGGAAUGGGAGGAGGAGUUGUGUACCUAAUCCGCAUGGCCAGUGGACCACAUGUUAUCUGGAACAAGACCAACAACCCCGAACCUUGGAAUAAAUUGGAGCCCACAUACCAGCACAAGCUCGUGGCCAUCACCACGGACUACAAAACCCUGAAGAAGGAGGGGCCUGAGUUUUAAAAAAAUAAAUAAAAUAAGUCAUGAUCAGAUUUACUCUGACAUUCUGAUUUUUAAUGGAUUCUACAUCACAAUGCUUCAGUAGUCUGUGUGUCUAAUGUUUGCAAAUCACCUCUGAUGUUGCUGGAAUUGUUACUGAAUGGAUCAUGAAUGCAUGUGUGUACUUGGAAAAUGCUAAAAAUAUAGAAAGUUUGCAUACUUGUAAAUAUUUGUAGAACACAGAAAUACACCGUUGGGUCCAUAAGCAUUUAGAGACUGAUACAGUUCGUACACCAACACAAUGGAGCUGAAAUUAAUUCAGUUAAUUUUAUUCAUAUGAAACAAUUGAAAUGUGCCUGUAGUGCAGAGUUUCAGCCUUAAUUCAAGGUGUUUUAUGAAAAUCAUAUUAACUAUUAGUUAAUUACAGCCAAUUUGAUACACAUUCCCUUUAAGUGUUGUACAAAUACUUAUGGACCUAACUUUAGUGAGCACAAUAAAUCAUAUAGUUUGAGGAGUAUGAUUAUAAUUUACUUACUUACUUACUUAAUUUAGUCACUAUUGUUUAUUUUUAAAAGCCUGAAACAGAAAUGAUCUAGAUUUUAAAACUAUAUAUAUAUAAAAUCGACAUGUGCCUGCAGUUUUACACUAUGUUUUCCAUCACUGGAGUUAAUUGUCAUAUUUCUUUUAACACAACUGUGUGAGUUUUAACAACAAACCAUACAUGCACAAAGCUGAAAUCUUUCAAAAUAAACUCGCUUCAUGAC